Phytophthora megakarya is the source of this 297-nucleotide messenger RNA. Lineage: Eukaryota; Oomycota; Peronosporomycetes; Peronosporales; Peronosporaceae. The record is from the annotation of a GenBank genome assembly.
AUGGACCUCACCGAUCGUGACUGUUCGCAAGAACUAUGUAUCGACUACAAGCUGGUAAACAGCUUCACGAUCCUGAUGGUAUAUCCUAUGCCUCUGAUCAGCGAUCCGUUAGAGGACCUUGAUAAGGCGUUAUGGUAUUGCUCGCUAGAUAUGACCAGUGGUUUCUGGGUCGUGCCUAUGACGGAUCGUGCUCGCGAGAUCUCGGAAUUUUCUUGGGAACCGGCGAUCGGGGAACCAAAGUUGGUUCCGGGGAAAAUCCCCGGGGCACUAUGCCACAGAUUUAUCAACGCCUCGUAG